AUGUCCGACAUUGAAGGAGUUCAAGUGCGAGCUAAACUGGUAGUACUCAGCUGUUGUCAUAGUGGGCGCGGAUUGGUUAAAAAGGAAGGAGUUAUUGGAAUCGCUCGAGCAUUCUUAGCAUCCGGUGCACGUUCAGUGUUGGUAGCAUCGUGGGCUUUAGAAGACAAAGCAACGGCGAAGCUCAUGAAACAUUUCUAUAAACACCUUGUUCGUGGAGAAAGUGCCAGUGAAUCUCUUCACCAGGCUGUCCAAUGGAUGAGAAGCAAUGGUUACCCCAAACCUGCCCAAUGGGCUCCGUUUAUGCUGAUGGGGGAUAACGUGACAUUUGAUUUUAUGAAAAAAGGGAAAGAAGAACUCAGAGAGGACACCAAAGAGGCGGAGAAGAAACAGAGUGACUACUGAUCGUACAAAAAGAUUCUCCUUCCUGUACGUUGUCUUUCAUUGGACACUGGUAUUACUUUGCAAAGACAUUUUUAAUUUCUUUUUCAAGUCAAGUAGUAGAUUUCGCGUAGUUUUGUA
Messenger RNA from Pocillopora verrucosa, 519 nucleotides. The record is from RefSeq and is a predicted model, not a curated record. Lineage: Eukaryota; Metazoa; Cnidaria; Anthozoa; Scleractinia; Pocilloporidae.